GCUUUGAUUCAAAAGCUCUAGCCAGGGAUGAAUCAUGAAUCCACCCCAGGAAGAUCAGUCUUUAAUUCGUCCACCUUUCAGUACAGUUUGAACUCAAUUUUAGCAAAUAGAACUUGAAUACGUAACGUUGAAUGGUAAUUAAAUGUUAUCCUAUAUAAAAUGGACGAUCCACACAGAUUUAAGACCAAGAAGAAGAAGAAGAAGAGGAAUCAAGAAUGGCGAGCAGGGGUGGUGAUGUGGUGAAGAACAAGCAGGUGAAGCUGAAGGGGUAUGUGAAAGGUUCCCCCAAGGAAUCGGACCUAUACGUGACAUCUGAAAGCACUAUCGAGCUCAGAGUGCCCGAUGGGUCUCCAGAGGGUGCUAUUUUGGUCAAGAAUCUCUACUUGUCUUGCGAUUCUUCCAUGCGAAUCCGUACGGGGGAGUCCCAACGUGCCGAGUUCCCUACCUUCCCUCUUGACGCUCCCAUAAGCGGAUUUGGGGUUGCCAAAGUGUUGGACUCUAAGAACCCAGAGUUUAAGGUGGGUGACUUAAUUUGGGGAUUCAGAAUUCAAUGGGAGGAGUACAGUCUUAUCACAAAACCUGAAGGUUUCUUCAAAAUCCAGCACACUGAUGUUCCCUUGUCUUACUACGCUAGGAUUCUUGGUAUGCCUGGAGUUACUGGCCAUUUUGGUUUUAAUGAGAUUUGUUCUCCAAAGGAAGGUGAAUAUGUCUUCAUUUCUGCGGCAUCUGGUGCUGUUGGUCAUAUUGUGGGGCAGUUUGCAAAGUUGAAGGGUUGUUAUGUUGUUGGAAGUGCUGGAAGCAAAGAAAAGGUUGAACUCUUAAAAACUAAGUUUGGAUUUGAUGAGGCUUUCAACUAUAAAGAAGAGCACGACUUGGUUGCAGCUUUGAAAAGGUUUUUCCCCAAAGGCAUUGACAUUUACUUUGAGAAUGUUGGAGGUAAAAUGCUUGAUGAAGUGCUCCUGAACAUGAGAUCACGCGGUCGAAUUGCAGUGUGUGGAAUGAUCUCUCAGCACAAUCUUGAUCAUCCAGAACCUGUUUACAAUUUGAGGAGUGUGAUAUCUAAUCGUGUUCGUAUUGAGGGCUUUGUCUGUUUCGAUUACUUCUCCCGAUACUCAGAGUUUUUAGAUGCAGUGCUGCCUUACAUCAAAGAAAAGAAGAUCAAUUCUUUGGAAGAUGUAGCUGAAGGCCUGGACAGCGGCCCUGCAGCUUUGGUAGGACUUUUCAGUGGCCGCAACAUAGGGAAGCAAGUAGUUGCUGUAGCUCAUGAGUGAUUAAUUGGUUAUCAUAUUGUAGUAUUAGAUAUUAAAUGGAGUGGUGUGUAUUAUAUGUGGGGUCUUAUGCUUGAUAAUAUAUCUAAAGAGUAAACACGAGAUGAUGUUUGUAUAACAGGACACAGAGGGAGUAAGAGAGAGUAUUAUAAAUAAAUGCAUUGGUUGGUGAUUUAUUUUGCAUGAUGUUACCAUA
Tripterygium wilfordii is the source of this 1464-nucleotide messenger RNA. RefSeq names its product 2-alkenal reductase (NADP(+)-dependent)-like. Lineage: Eukaryota; Viridiplantae; Streptophyta; Magnoliopsida; Celastrales; Celastraceae. The record is from RefSeq and is a predicted model, not a curated record. Gene Ontology annotation, molecular function: 2-alkenal reductase [NAD(P)H] activity. The transcript has 5 exons. The coding region runs from base 216 to 1271 and encodes 351 amino acids.